AUGUCGCGGCGAGCGGGUUUCACGGGUUCCGCGCGCGAGCGGUGGAGUCGUAACCCCUCGCGAGUGGAAUCCGACUCGGAGGAGGGCGAAGAGGCCACGACCGACGAGUCCCCUGACGCUUACCGAUGGGGCCCCUACCCGUUCAGCACGUACAGCCUGGACAAUGAGUUUCCCGCCGCGACGCGACAGUUGGCGCUCAACGAGUGCGCGCGUGAGUUCCGGCGGUACUACGAGGGGUUGCAGGCACCCAACAUUCACCUGGGAUUUUCGCUCAUGUCGUUCGUGUUCAUGCUCCGCCUCCUCAAGCCUGUGCUCUUCCCCGGGUACAGCGUCCCCUUCGAGGAGGGGUGGGAGUACAUCAGCGACGGAUGUCGGGUGACACACGUCUUGGAGAAUGCGGUGCCCUGGGUGCUGACGAUAUUCCUGCUGAGAUUCGGGUUCCAGUCGCAUUCGGGAACGGGAAGGCUCCUUCGACCCCCACACGUCAUAUGGUAUCACGUGAUCAUGAUUCUCCUGACGAUGGGAUCUUGCGCGAGGCACACGCUGCAAUGCCCGAUUCCGGGCGGAAUGAAGGUGGAGCUCGCCAUGAGGUUGUUCGUGGUCAUCGGGAUAUGCGUGGCGUGGCGCCCUAACGUGCCGUGGAUGGCGGCCAGCCGCUUCUCGUGCUGGGCCACGUACGUGCAUCUCGUCAGGGAGAACAGACCCGGGGUGUUGGCGUGGUGGCCGCUGGUGAUCGCGGACUUUUGCCUCAUCGUCGGGCUACCGGUGUUCGCCGCGUGGAAGUUGGAGCAGAAGGCGCGGCGGAUGUUCUUCGACGAGUGCGCGAUGACGAGCGUGUGGAGCAACGGAGGCGGGUUUCGGGGCCGGCGCGCGGCGCGGAGCAGCGGCUCGAGGAGCAGGAGCUCGUCGCACGGAGCCGCCACGCCGAGACGGAUGCCGUCGCCGCCGCCGCUGCCGGAGCGGAGGAGCUGGUGGGAGGAGGUGAUAGGUGUACGAGCGGCGCAGGGAUGA
Molecule: messenger RNA, 1011 nt
Organism: Micromonas commoda
Lineage: Eukaryota; Viridiplantae; Chlorophyta; Mamiellophyceae; Mamiellales; Mamiellaceae
Exons: 2
Coding region: 1-1011 (336 amino acids)
Source: RefSeq, a predicted model, not a curated record